Molecule: messenger RNA, 1410 nt
Organism: Raphanus sativus (radish)
Lineage: Eukaryota; Viridiplantae; Streptophyta; Magnoliopsida; Brassicales; Brassicaceae
Exons: 1
Coding region: 225-1232 (335 amino acids)
Source: RefSeq, a predicted model, not a curated record
GUUUGUAACACAAAGUCUCAGUGCACCUAACCGUACUGUAUCCGUCUCUUUCGUUUUGUUUUCCCCCGAAAAAAAAGUAGCGACCGUCUUUUCUAGCCGUUAAGGAUUAAAAUUGAAUCAUUAUUAUCAUCAUCACUCUGCUUCUUCUUCUUCACUUUUUUUUCUUUUUAACCUAUUUUGUCGAUCUUAUCACCAGCGAUAGUUAACAGAUCUCAUCCCAGGAGAUGAAGUCGUCGAGGAUGAAGUUCGCAAAGAAGCUGAAAUCGAUCAGAGCUGCGGGGGAGUAUCUGAAUCAGGAUCGGAUUCUGCAGGUCCUUUCAGCUGCCGAUGAGUUUAUUCCGAAGAUAUCUAAUCCUAUUCCCCAGAUCACAUCAGCUUCUAUCUGGAAAGCCCCUCAGAGACUUGAACACGUGGAAAACGAGGAGAGUAAAGAAGAAGAAGCAGCAGCGUCUGGAAACGAGGAGAAUAUCCUUCCACCGGUUAACAAGAUUCCGAGAGAUAGUAAACCGGCGGUUACUUGCGGAUCUGAUAAAAGAGGUAUGGGGUGUGGAUUUAGAAGACCUGAGUUGAAUUCGACCACGCUUUUCGAUCCGAAGCUGCUCGAAGCGUUCGAAUUAGCUGUGGGGUGCUUCAGGAGAAUCAACGAUUUAUCCACAGAACCCAAUCUCCACGAUGAUGAUGAAGAAGACGACAACAUUAUCCUCUUUCCCUCCGAUGAACAGGACGAUGAUAGAGGUGAAGAAGAGCCGUUAUUGGGAUUCGAGGAACGGUGUCCACCUGGAGGAGAAGAGUCAGUUGUAUUCUACACAACAACUCUCAGGGGAAUCAGGAAGACGUUCGACGACUGCAACAUGAUCCGCUUCCUGCUCGACAGCUUUAAAGUCAAGUACUACGAGAGGGACGUGUCGAUGCACGUGCGCUACAGGGAGGAGCUUCGGAGGGUUUCAGGGGAGGUUGUUUUGCCUCCGGUGCUGUUCGUGAAGGGAAGGUGCAUCGGGGGAGCUCAGAGGGUGUUGGGUCUGCACGAGCAAGGUAAGUUCAGGGGUUUGUUUGAUGGGGUUCCAGUCGUCGCUGGAGAUAAUACACCUUGCGGGAGGUGCGAUGGGUUUAGGUUUUUGGUGUGUGAUGGAUGCAGAGGUAGCCGACGGAUUGUCUCUAGCGAUGGGUCUAGGGUUCAGUGUUUGUUGUGUAACGAGAAUGGGUUGGUUGUGUGCCUUGAUUGUUGCUCCUAGAUACUGUUUCUUUGUUGUGUGUAUAUUUGGUUUCAUCUUUUAUUGAUUUGAUUCUUUUUAAAGUGGAUUCUUUAGUUAUUAUACUAUGAUUUGUUCUAGUACUAAUCUUCAGCUACCAUUUGCCAUUGUAUUAUUAUCGAGACCGAGUUCAAGAAAGGAAUUAAUGAAAUUUUUGAAA